This is a messenger RNA of Arachis duranensis, 1352 nucleotides long. Its product is annotated as putative HVA22-like protein g. Lineage: Eukaryota; Viridiplantae; Streptophyta; Magnoliopsida; Fabales; Fabaceae. The coding region runs from base 195 to 1025 and encodes 276 amino acids. The record is from RefSeq and is a predicted model, not a curated record. The transcript has 7 exons.
UUCAGUUUUCUCGGCUUCCUUCUCUCUUUGUAUUCUCUACUCAACUCAAUACUCUUCUCUCUUUCUCUUUCUCUCUUUCAGGGUAUAAUUUCCGCGCCGGCGAUAUCAAGCCGUAAAGUCUCAUCGUCGAUUUCUAUCAUACUUGCUUCUUCCGCUUAUUCUGCCCCCGAAAACUCAAUAGGUAUACUAACAAAAUGAUAGGAUCGUUUAUUACCCGGGCACUUGUAAUGGCUUUUGGCUAUGCCUACCCAGCCUAUGAAUGCUAUAAAGCAGUUGAGAAGAAUAAACCAGAAAUUGAGCAACUUCGCUUUUGGUGCCAAUAUUGGAUUUUGGUCGCUCUUUUGACAGUUUUUGAGAGAAUUGGUGAUACUUUUAUAUCAUGGGUCCCAAUGUACAGUGAAGCUAAGUUGGCGUUUUUCAUAUACCUGUGGUACCCUAAAACAAAGGGGACAACAUAUGUAUAUGAUUCCUUCUUUAGACCAUAUGUUGCAAAGCAUGAGUCAGAAAUCGAUCGCAACUUGUCAGAACUAAAGACAAGGGCUGGAGAUGUAGCAGUUUUGUAUUGGCAAAGAGCUGCUAGUUACGGCCAGACUAGAAUAGUUGACAUUUUGCAGUAUGUUGCUGCGCAAUCAACGCCAGCACCUCCUCCUGCUCAGCAACGACCAGGUGCAAGGGUCCGUCAAACUGCACCAGCUAAUCAUCAACCAGCUGCUGCAACAGAAAUACAGGCUGAGGAUCCUCCUUCUCCUACUUCCCGAUCAUCUUUAAGUCAGCAACAGAAGGAAGUAGCAGAGAUGAGUUCUUCACAAGUGCCUAAAGCCGUUUUAUCUGCAGCAGGCAUAAGUACCCAGAAUCCUACGCCCCAGUUGAUCAACCAAUCAGCAGCACCUGCAGAGACAGAGCCAAUGCAGAUUAAUGCAGCAAAUGAAAGUGAGAACCCCUCUACAGAAGAGACAGUAAUGGAAGAAAGCAUUAGGGUUACACGUGGCAGAUUAAGAAAAAAUCGAUCAACUGCAAUGCCUUAAGUCAGUAAAAUUUCAAUUGUCAGGGUUGGUGGACAAAGAUUGGCGUCAACUUCUUGUAAAAAACUCUGUAAAAAGGCAUACUUAGAUUAAAAUUUCAUUUCUUGCUUUAUUUUUCAUUUUGUUUUGGCAUGAAAGACUUGGUAACUUGAUGCCACUUCAUAUGAACUCAGAUUCCCAAUCCCAAGGAAUAUUGCAUCAGCUGCUUUGAAUAGUUGACCUUAUCCUUAAGAGGGGGAAUAUGUUAACACUUACAUGGAAGGCACAUUUGAUGAAGGAUAAUUUGUCCCAUGGCAGUUUGACAUUUUUUAAUAGAUGUAUUUCACCUUA